UUUAAGUGUAAGGAGAUAAUAAAAACACAGACAUAUUGAAAGGUGCCGAAAGAAGUUGGAUGCAGCAAAAGAAAAUGGCUGCAAAGUUUUGUUAUUCAGCAGAUCUUACCAAUCUGACGAUUAAAUUGUCUAAAACAGUUUCCCCGGCAGACUCGGCAGUCAUGUUCACUUUAGGAGUGUCAGGAAAUAUUUUGGCUUUAGUGCUGCUAAUCCGACACGCAGACGAGCAUAAAUGGAGAAUUUUCUACAGACUUGUUGGAGCUCUAGCUUGCACGGACCUGUUUGGAAUAAUAUCUUCUUCUCCGGUGGCCUUUGCAGUUUAUAACAACAAAUUUGUGUGGCCUGGCGGUCAACCAGUGUGUGAUUACUUGUCCUUCAUGCUCAUAUUUGCCAGUGUUGCCACCCUAACUGUUGUAACUGCAAUGUCAUUGGACAGGUUCUUAGCGUUAUGGUACCCAUAUUUUUAUAAUUCCUCACAAAAGAAGAGACGGAUUCAUGUCAUGCUUGUUGGAAUCUGGAUUUUUUCGACACUGAUAGCCUCCUUGCCAUUAAUGAAUUUUGGCCGUAAUAUACGCCAUUUCCCAUGUACCUGGUGCUUCUUUGAUUAUUAUGGAACGUACAGAACGGACGUUGCGUUCUCGGUAUUAUACACUUCUCUGGGAAUACUUGCAGUAGCAUUCUCGACUGGUUUCAACUCUCUUGUUAUUUUUGCCAUCUCUAAGGGGGCGUAUGGCCCUCGUCGUGGGAGUAUAAAGUGUGUUAAAGGAAAAAGGCGCGAACGAAGAAACGAGAUCUUUACUCUCAUAUUUUUAAUCGCCAUUUCAGUUAUUCAUGCCGUGUGUUGGAUGCCAUUAAUGAUUCGUGUUUUAAUAAAUACAUCUGGAGCACUUCCAAAUUAUAAAGCCGAUCUUAUUGUUUUAAGAAUGGCUUCAUGGAAUCAGAUACUAGAUCCAUGGUUGUACAUCCUGCUUAGAAAAGAGAUGCUAGUAAGAAUUUAUAAAUUCUACUUAAGGAAAAGAUAUGGUGUCACGUCUUUGGUUUCAAGCAACAGUACGGACAGUUCAUCAGGGAGUAAGCGGGAUAAUCUACAAUUACAAUCACUGAGUCCCAAACAGCGGAGACUGCUGAAGAAAGUGAAUUCGACAGAUUCCAAUACUUCUAAUGCAACAGAAAUCAAAUCCUUCUCCAUGCAAUGAAUUCUACCUACUAGAGAUUCAUUAUAGAUAGAAAUGAAUUCAAGUUUCAAGGGCCUCUAAUGCAACAGAUAUAAAAUUUAUAUUUUCUAGAAAAUAACUAAUGAGAUGACAUUAACCUUUACAUCGUCAACUGCCCUUGUUUAUUUAGCGAUAUUCCAACAUCACCUGCAUAA
Molecule: messenger RNA, 1369 nt
Organism: Saccostrea cuccullata (small rock oyster)
Lineage: Eukaryota; Metazoa; Mollusca; Bivalvia; Ostreida; Ostreidae
Product: prostaglandin E2 receptor EP4 subtype-like
Exons: 2
Coding region: 60-1196 (378 amino acids)
Biological process (GO): positive regulation of cytosolic calcium ion concentration; inflammatory response; adenylate cyclase-activating G protein-coupled receptor signaling pathway
Cellular component (GO): plasma membrane
Molecular function (GO): G protein-coupled receptor activity
Source: RefSeq, a predicted model, not a curated record